Molecule: messenger RNA, 444 nt
Organism: Helobdella robusta
Lineage: Eukaryota; Metazoa; Annelida; Clitellata; Rhynchobdellida; Glossiphoniidae
Exons: 4
Cellular component (GO): muscle myosin complex
Molecular function (GO): calcium ion binding
Source: RefSeq, a predicted model, not a curated record
GAUGUACGUGAAGUCUUUGACUUGUUCGAUUUCUGGGAUGGUAGGGAUGGUAUGGUUGACGGUGCGAAGGUUGGUGACUUUUUGAGGUGCUGUGGACUCAACCCAACAAACCAUGUUGUCAGCUCAAAUGGAGGAACACAAAAAUUCGGUGAGAAACAGUACAAAUUCGAAGAAAUCCUGCCGAUCUACAAAAAUGUGAGCAGUGAAGCUGAAGCUGGAACAUUUGCCGACUUCAUUGAAGCUUUCAAAACUUUCGACAGAGAGGGCCAAGGAUCCAUUGCCGCUGCUGAACUUAGACUUGUUCUCUCAAAUUUGGGUGAAAAGUUGACUGAUGCUGAUGUGGAACAAAUCUUCAAGUUCACGGGCACGGAAGAGGAUAUUGAUGGCAACCUCAAAUAUGAAGAAUUCAUCAAAAAAAUCAUGGCUGGCCCAGAUGCCAAGUAG